AUGGAGGAAAACGUGGCCCUGAAGGCGCGGGUGGCGGAGUUGGAGGCGCGGCUUCGGGAGCUGGAAGAGCUCCAAGGCUCCUCGGAGCUGCUGGAGCUCCGCGCCCUCGUGGAAGCCCAGGAGGCGGCUUUGGAGGACCAGCGCCGCAUCAUCGAGAGCCAGAGUGCUCUCAUCGAAGAUCUGAGCUCCCACUUGAAGGAGACCUCGUUGAACGAGGCGCAGGCCUCACUUGGAAGCACCGCCAAUGCAUCUGCGGCUGUGUCGGGUUCGAAAGAGCCGGCUCCGAGCCCGACCAGCCCUGACCCCCAAGGUCCAGCAGGUCCAGCCGGUCCGUCCAAGCGCCGGAGCGGCAGCGGCUAUGGACGUGGCACAAUGAGCGCUCCAGGCCUUCGAAAGCCUGUAAGUGCAUCCUCUGGGGGUGCCGGUGCUCCGGGCGGAAGAGAGAAAGCCGAGAAUCGGGGAAAGGAGAAUCAGAAGCGCUUCGGCUGCUCCUCUGGUAGCAUCAGCUCUGCCAGCAGUGGUGGCUUGGUUCGAGGGCCAUCCCCGCGAACGACUCCUCGAAGUGCGAGCACAGGAACGGCUUCUCGUGAUGCAAGGCGUGCGAACUCUAACUCGCAGGGCCCCAAUGUCUCGUCUGUAGGGCUGCCUCCCUCGCUCCCGCUGCUGCGGCAGGAGGCAUAG
Molecule: messenger RNA, 681 nt
Organism: Symbiodinium sp. CCMP2456
Lineage: Eukaryota; Dinophyceae; Suessiales; Symbiodiniaceae
Source: the annotation of a GenBank genome assembly